GCCUCACAGCUCCUUCUCAAUAACAAGGUUUCUCUUCUUCUUCUUCUUCUUCUUCUUCUUCUUCUUCUUCUUCUUCUUCUUCUUAAUUAUUACUAUUAGAUACAUAGAAUAAUAAGGAAACCCCAUCUCUGCGAUUAGGGUUUCGAUCAACAGAACGGCAGGGAGGGGAACGUGCGGUGCGUAUAUAUAGCACUCUCUCGGGUGCAAUAAAUAAUAUUCAAGAACCAGCAGUGCCAUUUUUCGUUCUUCUGUUCAUAUUGGUGUGGUUUCAACUUUCAAGCAACAGAAGGAUUAGGGUAAUUAAGCGAUAAUCGAUCAAUGGGGGAGAAGGGAGAAGAGGAGAGGCCGCCGCAGCAACGGAAGCAGCAGCUUACCAUCUUCUACAACGGCAGAGUUUGCGUCUCCGACGUUACAGAAUUCCAAGCGAGGGCGAUAAUGAUGCUGGCGGCGAGCCAGGAAACGGAAGAAAUGUGGAUGACCGCCGACAAGCAACAACACAAGGACGAGAAGAAGACGGAGAGAAACAGCAUAAGGAGCGGCAGUGGAGAGAGUGGAGACGGGUCGAGUUCGGAGCCUCCGUCACCUAGUUCGGGUCACCGUUAUCAUCAUCCACCGCCGCCGCCGCCGCCUCUUCAUUUGCAGCUGUACAGUCCCAACAGUCUCUACAUGAAGAGAUCGCUGCAGAGGUUUCUCCAGAAACGGAAGCAUCGGAUUCAAGACACCGCCUCUCCUUACCAUCACCACCGCCCAUAGCUAGCUAGCUAGCUUUAAUUAACUUGUACGAUUUAGGAGUUUUAGACUAAUUAACAUUCUUUCUCCUUCUUGUUUUCUUCACCUUUCUCUUUUAGCUUAAGCACCUCGAUUUAGGCAUGAGUGAUUUUAGAAGAUUAGUGGUAAUUAAUCUCUGUAACUUGUGCUUUGGUGUGGGAGCCAAAUGUUCUACCUACUGGCUGAGAAGUGAGAUUGAUUCUGUGUCGCUUUCGGGAAGAGGGUUGGAGGAAGUUACCUAGACUAGUACGGGGAAGAAAGCACUGAUCGAUUAAUUAAUUGAUGUCCUUUACUUUUCGAUAACCUAAAUUAUGUACUUUUGUUUGUACACAUAUUAAAAAAAAUGUACAUCGUGUGUUCAUAUGUACUAUAGUACAAUCGAGUGUUAUUUAAUUUUUGUGUUUGAUGAAAGUGAUGUUUCGUUUUAUUAAAGUGAUCCUUGGAAAACAUGGUACAACAUUGAGCACAAUAAAACAAACAAGAUAAAAAUAAAAGAGUAAAUGCAAU
Messenger RNA from Linum trigynum, 1275 nucleotides. The record is from the annotation of a GenBank genome assembly. Lineage: Eukaryota; Viridiplantae; Streptophyta; Magnoliopsida; Malpighiales; Linaceae.